This is a messenger RNA of Loxodonta africana (African savanna elephant), 2061 nucleotides long. RefSeq names its product mediator complex subunit 8 (gene MED8). Gene Ontology annotation, biological process: regulation of transcription by RNA polymerase II. Gene Ontology annotation, molecular function: transcription coregulator activity; RNA polymerase II cis-regulatory region sequence-specific DNA binding. The record is from RefSeq and is a predicted model, not a curated record. NCBI's taxonomy places the organism in Eukaryota, Metazoa, Chordata, Mammalia, Proboscidea, Elephantidae. The transcript is spliced from 7 exons. Bases 109 to 915 code for a protein of 268 amino acids. Gene Ontology annotation, cellular component: mediator complex; core mediator complex.
GGGAGGGCCGAGUGCGAGUUUUCUGAUUGGUGGAAGCGGCUAUUCCAGAGCCGCUCGCUAACUUGGGAACCGGAAGUGGAAGUCAUUCCCGCCACCGGUGCCACCGCAAUGCAGAGGGAGGAGAAGCAACUUGAGGCAUCAUUAGAUGCACUGCUGAGUCAAGCAGCUGAUUUGAAGAACUCACUGGGGAGUUUCAUUUAUAAGCUGGAGAACGAGUAUGACCGGCUGACCUGGCCCUCUGUCCUGGACAGCUUUGCCUUGCUCUCUGGACAGAUGAACACUCUGAACAAGGUCUUGAAGCAUGAAAAGACACCACUGUUCCGUAACCAGGUUAUCAUCCCUCUGGUGUUGUCCCCAGACCGAGAUGAAGAUCUCAUGCGACAGACUGAAGGUCGAGUACCUGUUUUCAGCCAUGAGGUAGUCCCUGACCAUCUGAGAACCAAGCCUGAUCCUGAAGUUGAAGAGCAGGAGAAGCAACUGACGACGGAUGCUGCCCGGAUUGGUGCUGAUGUAGCCCAGAAGCAGAUCCAGAGCUUGAAUAAAAUGUGCUCAAACCUUCUGGAAAAAAUCGGCAAAGAGGAACGAGAAUCAGAGAGUGGAGGUCUCCGGCAGAACAAGCAGACCUUUAAUCCUGCAGACACCAAUGCCUUGGUGGCAGCUGUUGCCUUUGGAAAAGGGCUAUCUAAUUGGAGACCCUCAGGCAACAGUGGUCCUGGUCAGCCAGGCCAGCCAGGAGCUGGGACAAUCCUUGCAGGAGCCUCGGGAUUACAGCAGGUGCAGAUGGCAGGAGCUCCAAGCCAGCAGCAGUCAAUGCUUAGUGGGGUGCAGAUGGCCCAGGCAGGUCAACCAGGGAAAAUGCCAAGUGGAAUAAAAACCAACAUCAAGUCAGCUUCAAUGCAUCCCUACCAGCGGUGAGUGUGGCUGGAAACCUCCAUACCCACGUGCUUUUUGCAGAGCUGGGCAGGGAAAUUACCUUUUGCCCAACACUGGUAUGGACAGGUACCAUAAAAAGAAUAUGGGCUUUUGGCAACAGACAAACCCCAUCUCUACCACUGACUAGCUGUUUGACUUUGAGCAAGUGACCUAAUUUUUCUGAACCCGUUUUCUCAUCUGUAAUGUGGGGGUGGUAACACCUACCUCAUGAUUGUUGUGAGGACUUAAGUGAGACAAUGAAUGUAAAACACUUAGCACGGUACGUGAAAUAAUGAGUAUUCCAAUAAACGAUAGUUUCUGCAGCUACUUCUCCCCACAGCCCUCCACAAUCCUUGAUCCAGGACUUAAACUGAUCUGAUACUGCUUCAUGCCAGGGUGAGCUGAUGGACACAAGACCUUGGAUCUCUCAGUUGUAUUUGAAAGCCUGUACUUACUGUGUGCUGCCAGAAACUGUAGCAGCCUCUAUAUUGAGAGACACACUGUGUCUGCAGGCCACUCCUGGCCAUCCUUCUAUACUUCAAGCAAAGAGGCUUCUGGGAUGGGACAAGCUGUCUACCUGCAGCCCUGGUGAAGCUUGGGCGUGCUCUAUUCUCCAUCCUCUGAGGAGCCCAGUCACCCCUUACCUGGCAAGUAGUCACAGAGUCCUCUAUCUUUUACCACCUCCACCCCACCCCAACCCCUGUGCACAUGAAGGAAGAUUCUGAGGGGCCAUUAAGUGGGUUUCCUCAGGAAAUGGCCCUACCAGGCAGUGCUCUGGGAGAAAGGGUCAUGUUCUUCGCACAUGAAAAAGCCCCUUCUUCCCCUGGACUUGUCCUUAUUUUGGGGGAAGGUGGCAAUUGCAGUUCAGACUUUCUCAUCAGGAUCUAGUUUUUCUCAUAACAGAGCCUAGUUCCUGGACUUUAACCAGGAUGGUUUUCUUCUAUUCCACUGAGCCUAUCGCUCAAAUAAGAGCCGGAUAUAUUGUGGGAGGGGGCAGCCCCCAGUACCUUUGCCUGCUCUUAUAAAGUUGAAGAACAAAGUGAGUUUGGAUAUCCAGCUUACACUGCAACCUCCUUUGUGGACAACGACUAGAGUUGAGGCAGCAGAAGCGGACCAAAAGAUUUCUCUGAAUAAAUUGAUGGGCAGUGA